Molecule: messenger RNA, 324 nt
Organism: Adineta ricciae
Lineage: Eukaryota; Metazoa; Rotifera; Eurotatoria; Adinetida; Adinetidae
Source: the annotation of a GenBank genome assembly
AUGCAAUCGAUCGAUUUCACUUUAGUCGUCGGUAAUGAAUGUGAGCAAACAUUAUCCAUUAUGCGUGUAAUAGACGAAUCCGAAGUUCAUCAUAUGACAUUAACAACUGUGUCUUGGAUACCCGACAAUACAUAUGUCUUCAUCAAUGAUGCAAUGCAACAACGACUUGCUCUAGGCUUGAGGAAAGCAUUACCAUUAGACAACUUUAGUCCUUCUAUGAGUGAUAUUGCUUUUCCUGAUCGUUCUUAUUCAACAUGUCAACCGAUUUUUUUUCUCCUGACGCUUUUAAUGAUGUUACUUUAUCGUUUGCCACUCCUAUUUUGA